GCAGAAUCCAUGUCUACCAAGCUGUGCAGAGCAGCCUAAAAAGUUUGGACAACUCAGAGUCAACAACAAUGAAGGCUUUUGUGCUGCUGCUGGCGCUGGUCGCUUACUCCUCGGCUUUACCUCUGCAGAAUGGGGACAGAGACGACCUGGUUUUAGCAGAGAAGUACCUUCGUCGCUUCUACGGUCUUCCUGUUGGUUACCAAGGCAGGAAAACAUUGUCAGGUGCCUUCGAGACCAAGGUCAAGGAAAUGCAAAGAUUCUUUAAGCUAGAGGUAACAGGGAAUCUGGAUGACAACACUUUGGAUUUGAUGAAGCAGGCCAGAUGUGGAGUACCAGAUGUGGGCGAGUACAACCACUUCCCUCGACACCUAAAAUGGAAGAGCAACAAGGUGACAUUCAGGAUUUUGAACUACACACCGGAUCUAAAGAGAUCUGACGUGGACAGGGCUAUCCGCAGUGCGCUGAACGUUUGGGCUUCCGUCACCCCUCUGACUUUUCAAAAGCUGCACGAAGGCAUCGCUGACAUCAUGAUAAGCUUCGGAUCAAAAGAGCAUGGAGACUACAACCCCUUUGACGGGCCUGAUGGACUCCUGGCUCAUGCUUACCCGCCAGGGCAAGGGAUCGGAGGAGACACUCACUUUGACGAGGACGAGCACUGGUCCAAAGACUCUUCAGCUUACAACCUGUUCAUAGUGGCGGCCCAUGAGUUGGGUCACGCCCUCGGCAUGUCCCAUUCCUCAGACGCCGGUGCCCUGAUGUACCCCGUCUACUCCUACAGCACAGGCUUCCCUCUGUCUGAAGAUGACAUUGAAGGCAUUCAAGCUCUAUAUGGUUCAAACCCAGACUCAAAGAAAGUGAAGCCGAAGCCUGAUGCACCAGAGAAAUGUGACCCCAUGCUGAGUUUUGAUGCUGCCACUGAGCUAAGAGGAGAAACCAUCAUUUUCAAAGACAGUUUCUACUGGCGGAUCCAUCCUCAGAUGGUGGAACCCGAACAGACACUGAUCAAAUCAACAUGGCCCUCCCUCCCUAAUAAGGUUGAUGCAGCUUAUGAGAACCCAGAGAAGGAUUUAGUCAUCAUUUUCAGUGGGAUCCGAAUGUGGGCUUUGAAUGGAUACAACCUUGUGGAUGGGUACCCGAAGUACAUACACAGACUCGGUCUUCCUAAGACCGUCAGGAAAAUAGACGCAGCUGUGCACAUAAAGGACACCGGCAAGACUCUGCUCUUUGUUGAUGAAGAAUACUGGAGCUACGAUGAAGAAAAGAGCACCAUGGACAGUGGCUUCCCACGGUCCAUUGAGGAAGACUUUCCAGGAAUGGAUGAUGAAGUCGACGCUGCCGCUUUUCACCACGGAUUCUUGUAUUUCUUUCAUGAACACGUUCGGUAUGAGUACAGUUACAGCGCAAGGAAGGUCCUUCGAAUCUUGAGGGUUAAUUCCAUUUUUAACUGCUGAGGAGGACGGCGGCUCCUGUCACCCGUGACCUCCCGGAACCUCAUUUGAAUAUAGCUGGCUAUAUGUGAUACAUUGUGAUGAGCCUCACAUAUCCAGACAAGUUGUGAUGUGACAAAAUGCAAUUCAGUUGCAAGCAGCAAAAUGGACAGAUACAGGGAUGAUUCAAAUAUCUGUGUAUUGUUUCUCGUGCUGGACACAAAAUGCUUAAACGUUUCCCCUGAAGUAUAUGAUCCUGUACUACAUCUAUUUAUUUUACAAGUUUAGAUUUGCACUAAAGUUCUACAAAAGACACUCAUUGCGAAGCCUGAUGAUAUUUUUACCACCUUUAGAUUUUUGUCAAUACCAACAAUAACCUAAUUGUUUCAAUCUUUUGUUAAAAAAGUAAGUGUUAGGGCAUAUAAUUGGACUAACAUUCUUUUGAACACAAGUGUAAAAGAAUACUGGGCAAUUUUCUUUCAAAAUGAUGUCAUUAAAUAUGUAAAAAGCUAUAAAAUAUUAAUGACCAAUUCUAUUUCAAUGCAAAUGGAACGCAAUAACUGUUGCUUUUAAAGUUUUGCAUUUUUAAUGUGGCGGGCAUUACUUUACAUCAAUAAAAUCUAUUACAUGUGUGGAGGUAAUGAGAGGAUUUGAAAAAUCAAUGUCAAGAGGAAUAGUUUUUAAAGACUAAAUUUCUUUGCAAAAUUGUUUCAGCGCUUUACUUUUUUUCGUAGAUAUAAAUGGCCUUGUAUUCUCAUAAAACUUUGGAAAGUAUUUAUUAAAUAAAGUUACUGCCA
Molecule: messenger RNA, 2224 nt
Organism: Menidia menidia (Atlantic silverside)
Lineage: Eukaryota; Metazoa; Chordata; Actinopteri; Atheriniformes; Atherinopsidae
Source: the annotation of a GenBank genome assembly